Neohortaea acidophila is the source of this 1548-nucleotide messenger RNA. Its product is annotated as MFS sugar transporter. Gene Ontology annotation, cellular component: membrane. Gene Ontology annotation, biological process: transmembrane transport; carbohydrate transport. The record is from RefSeq and is a predicted model, not a curated record. Lineage: Eukaryota; Fungi; Ascomycota; Dothideomycetes; Mycosphaerellales; Teratosphaeriaceae. Gene Ontology annotation, molecular function: carbohydrate:proton symporter activity. The transcript is spliced from 6 exons. Bases 1 to 1548 code for a protein of 515 amino acids.
AUGGCCAAAAACUACUUCUUCGGGCUGAGAGGCUCCAAGUUGCGCGCGGCGCAGCUCUGGGCGGUCAUCAUGCCGGCGUAUCUUCUCUUCGGCUACAACCAAGCCGUGGCCGGCGGUCUCCUGGGUUUGCCGAGCUGGAUCGCGACCUUCCCGACCAUCGAUACGACUAACACGACCGGUGCGAAAAACGCACAAGCUGCGCGGAUCCAGGGAACGGUGGUGGCCAUGUACACCCUUGGCUGCUUUUUCGGCGCGCUGUCUUGCAUCUACUUGGGUGAUCGACUUGGUCGUGUUCGCUUGAUUCAGUUGGGCUGUUUGGUUUUUGUCGUCGGCGCCAUCCUGCAGGCUGCAUCUUACGAGCUGGGUCAAUUGAUUGUUGGACGUCUGGUCUCUGGUAUUGGCUUUGGAGCCGUCACAGCGACAGCGCCGAAUUGGCAGAGCGAGUGUGCGCCGGCGUCUCAUCGCGGCGCGGUGGUGAUCAUGGAGAGUCUCUUCAUCAGCGGUGGACUGGCCAUUUCCGCUUGGCUCGAUCUGGGCUUCUCAUUCACCACCGGCUCCGUAGCAUGGAGGUUUCCCCUGGCAUUCCCGAUGGUGUUUGCCCUCAUCACGACCGUCACCGUCGGCAUGCUCCCUGAGAGUCCUCGAUGGCUCCUCAAGAAAGGCCGCGUUGAUGAUGCACGAGAGGUCCUCGCUGCCCUGGACGGCGUCGAGCUAGACAGUCCCCAGGUUCAGCUUGAUAUUGACGAGAUUUCCGAGUCGCUGGCAGUCACCGGUCAAGGGCGCUUCAUCGAUUGCUUCAAGAACGGCGAGCUACGUCUCUUCAACAGGACAUGCCUUGCCUGCGCAGGGCAGAUGUUCCAACAACUCACCGGCAUCAACGCCCUGGCCUUCUACCUCUCCACCAUCUUCCACUCCUACCUCGGCCUCAACGCCGUGCAAUCCGGCAUCGUCGCCGCCUCCGUCUUCACCUUCCAAACCGUCUGCUCCCCCAUCGGCGUCCUAACCGUCGACCGCCUGGGCCGGCGCAAACUCAUGGUCAUCUCCGCCAUCGGCAUGGGCAGCUGCAUGGCCAUUGUAGCCGGCACGACGAGUCAAGGCGACAACAAGGCCGCCGAGGGCGUGGCGGGCGCGAUGAUCUUCUUGUUCUCCAUGUUCUUCCCUGUGGGCUUUUUGGGCUUGACGUUUUUGUAUGCGAGCGAGAUUAGUCCGUUGGUUGUGCGGGUGCCGAUUACCAGUUUGAGCACUGCGACGGCGUGGAUUUUCAAUUUUAUGGUGGCCGAAGUGACGCCCGUCGGCUUCGCAACGAUCGGAUGGCGAUACUUUAUCGUCUACGCCGCGAUCAACUUCUUUUUGAUUGCACCAUCCGUGUACUUCUUCUUCCCCGAAACCAACGGCCGCCAUCUCGAGGAAGUCGACCAGAUCUUCCGCGACAGCAAGAAUAUCUUUGAUCCGGUCAAGGUUGCGCGCCAAUUGCCUGCGCGCGCUUUGCAGGUGGAUGACUAUAGCGAGGAAGUUAAGCCUGGCAAGGUGGAUCAUUUGGAGUCGUAA